Molecule: messenger RNA, 1572 nt
Organism: Aureobasidium musti
Lineage: Eukaryota; Fungi; Ascomycota; Dothideomycetes; Dothideales; Saccotheciaceae
Source: the annotation of a GenBank genome assembly
AUGCCACAUAUGGACACCUCUCAGAUGGAUGAGAAGCUCAGGUUUCUCGUCAUAGGCGCAGGCCAGCGCGGUGUGUCUUACGCAAAUCCAGUUUCUCAGAUGCCGAACGCAGCAAUUCACGCUGUAGCAGAACCUGUCAACUUCAGACGCCACCACUUUGGUGAGACUUACAUCUGGGGCAAAGGAAAUGCUUCUGAUGAGGGGCAAGAAUUCAGCGAUUGGAAGCAGUGGCUAGCAUGGGAGAUUGAGCGUCGCGAACUUGAGAAGUCGGGUGCAAAAGUGCCUGUCGGUGUCGAUGGUGUGUUUGUCUGCACUUUGGAUGCAAUGCAUGUCGAAAUUAUGCUUGCAAUUGCGCCAUUGGGACUCCAUGUCCUGUGCGAGAAGCCAUUGGCUACCUCAUUAGCAGAUUGCAUGUCGGUACUAAAGGCGUUCUCUGGUGCUCAACAAGAUAUCAUCUUCUCUGUCGGACAUGUCUUGAGAUACAGCCCUCACAAUCAGUUGCUGCGCAAGCUUCUACUGACGGACCGCGUCAUCGGAGAUCUCUUGUCUGUAGAGCAUACGGAGCCAGUAGGAUGGUGGCACUUUGCACACAGCUAUACACGUGGGCCAUGGAGACGUUCGACUGAAAACAAAGAUGGUUCUCUUCUUACAAAGAGUUGUCAUGAUAUCGACUUCCUGCUUUGGAUCCUCUCACAAACUCCAGAUGGCACAGCUCGGGAUGUCCCACCUCAUCUACCAAAGACGAUCUCAUCGACAGGAGCUCUGAACCAGUUCAGAAGAUCUCGUAAGCCAGCACAUGCAGGCAAUGCUACGAAUUGUCUCUCCUGUCCUUAUGAGCGAAAAUGCCAAUACAGCGCUGUCAAGAUAUAUGACGAUGCUCGGUUGGCUGUAGGACAUACCCAUUGGCUAAAUCACGUCGUGCACGAUAUAGAGGAUACUUUGAAUACCUCAGGGAUGGAUGCUGCACGCAAAAGUCUUCAUGCUCGGUUGCAACAAGACUACGUCAAGGGAGUCACUCCUGAUGAAGAGAUUGCGGACCGGACUUGGUACGGACGCUGUGUCUACGAGAGCGACAACAAUGUGUGUGACGACCAAGUAGUCACAAUCAAAUGGGACGAAGACCACUCAUCCCCUCUCAACCGUCCCGGUAAACUCGCAACUCUACAUAUGGUCGCCAAUACUGAGAUAGAAUGCGAGCGUAGAGGCACCGUAUAUGGUUCCCACGGCGAGCUUGCAUAUGAUGGAAAAACCAUUAGAUACUUCAGCUUUACCGACAGGAAGGAGACUGUUGUUGCUACUCCUACCGCUCCCGAACUCGAGCGAAACAUCAAAUCUCAUGGUGGGGGCGAUCGGGGUCUGGCUACAGCAUUUGUCUCUGCUGUCGAAGCUGUCAACCGUCAUGGUAUCAAAGUCGCAGAUGCUCAGGGCAACUUUAUUGGGUGCACCCUGGAAGAUGCCAUCACAGCGCAUGCUGUGGUCUUCGCUGCUGAGGAGGCCAGAAGGGAUGAGAAGGUAGUACAGUGGAGAGACUGGUGGGAAAGCAAGAAGCAGCAGUACGGGGUCGAGACGUAG